AUGGUCCUUUCCAUCACGUUCCUUGGUGUCGCAAGCCUAGGCGCCGUGGCGCUUGGCCAGGUUACUGUCGACACCACCUCCAAACUGCAAAGAAUCGACGGCUUUGGCUUCUUCCAGGCUUUUGGUCGCGCCAAGGAGUUCCAGAAUGGGCCUGUGACUCUUCAAAAGGAGGCUCUUGAUCUUCUCUUCAGCCCUACCAAGGGUGCCGGAUUCAGCAUUAUCCGUAACCGCAUCGGUUCCGGGGGUAAAGGAGAUAGCAUCCUUCCCACGAGUCCUGGAUCGCCUCCAGGCAAGCCAACCUAUACCUGGGACGACGAUGACGCCGGCCAGGUUUGGUUCACAAAGCAGGCCAUUAGCUACGGGGUGAAUCAAAUCUACGCUGAUGCUUGGAGUGCUCCUGGAUUCAUGAAGACCAGUGGCAACGAGGCGACGGCGGGAUAUUUAUGCGGCACAACUGGUCACACUUGCUCAUCUGGUGAUUGGCGGCAAGCCUACGCCGAUUUCCUUGUGCAGUAUGUGAAGUACUACCAGCAAGCUGGACUCAAUAUUACCCACCUCGGCUUUCUCAACGAGCCCGACUUUUCCCCGGGAUACUCCCAAAUGCAAAUCAGCUUCAAUGCUCAGGAAGCGAUCUCUUUCAUCCCCAUCCUGUCCAAGGCUGUCCAAUCUGCCGGUCUCAAGACCGCAGUCACUUGCUGUGAUGCCGUCGGCUGGGGCUCAACCGUCAAAUAUACCAGCGCUCUCGUUGCCGCCGGUAUGGAAUCCCACUUGGGUCUAAUCACCUCGCACACCUACUCAGGCGACGCCAACACCGCUCUGAACACCAAACUAUCUUCGUGGGUUACCGAGUCUGGCAUCACUACAGCCUUCGAUCUGACCUGGUACAAGAGUGGCGGUGCAACCGAAGGCAUGACCUGGGCGAACAAAAUUGCCGUUGGCAUCAUCAACGCCAAGCUCUCUGCCUAUCUCUACUGGGAGGGCUUCGAACUCAAGCAGCUACAGUCAGAUUCCCACCUUAUCGAUACCCAGGAUGGCAAGAUCACGACGCCAUCGGCUAACUUCUGGGCAUUUGCAAUGUGGUCGCGGCACAUCCGCCCCGGCGCACAAAGAUUGCAGACGUCGGGCAUGGUGGCGUCCGACGUCUUGAUGGCAGCUGUUCAAAAUAAGGAUGGGUCUAUAGUGGUCAUCUUCACGAACAAUGACAGUGCUGCCAAGGCUGCUAGCGUAUUGUUCAAAGGUUUCACUCCCAGGGCUGCAAGCGCGUGGGUCACUGACAACACCCACAAGUUCGCUUCCACGGGAGCCAGCAUCUCGGGCUCCGGGGUAUCCGUCUCUGUUCCUUCCAAGGGUGUAGUCACUGUUAAGUUGACCUGA
Messenger RNA from Colletotrichum godetiae, 1374 nucleotides. RefSeq names its product cellulosome enzyme. Lineage: Eukaryota; Fungi; Ascomycota; Sordariomycetes; Glomerellales; Glomerellaceae. The transcript is spliced from 3 exons. Bases 1 to 1374 code for a protein of 457 amino acids. The record is from RefSeq and is a predicted model, not a curated record. Gene Ontology annotation, molecular function: hydrolase activity, hydrolyzing O-glycosyl compounds.